Messenger RNA from Labrus mixtus (cuckoo wrasse), 6808 nucleotides. RefSeq names its product protein associated with LIN7 1, MAGUK p55 family member a (gene pals1a). Gene Ontology annotation, molecular function: protein binding. Lineage: Eukaryota; Metazoa; Chordata; Actinopteri; Labriformes; Labridae. Gene Ontology annotation, cellular component: plasma membrane; adherens junction. The transcript is spliced from 17 exons. The coding region runs from base 276 to 2303 and encodes 675 amino acids. Gene Ontology annotation, biological process: morphogenesis of an epithelial sheet; establishment or maintenance of epithelial cell apical/basal polarity; establishment or maintenance of polarity of embryonic epithelium. The record is from RefSeq and is a predicted model, not a curated record.
UCUGAGAGGAGGUGGAGGAGGAGAGGGAGCAACAAGUCUGUAUGAGUGAAACUGUGAAUUCAAAGAACAUACAUCGAAUUACUACUGAUUGGGCUUAAAGGAAACUAUUCGUGACGAGUUCCCAGUUGGAUUCAUCUGCUGAGGGAGUACGGAGUGAAGGUAUCAUGGCCGCCCAGUUCACUGAACUGCCCUCCUAGACUUACCUGAGAUUAAGAUAUACACACCUUAACAUCCCUGGAAUCCUCACUUAUAGUGACUUUUAGUCUGUGUGAGGGAUGACAACCUCCCAUCUGAACGGCCAUGUUGCCGGGGAGGGAGGAGGAGGAGGAGGAGGAGGAGGAGGGGGAGAUGAAGAGCUGCGAGGAGGAGGAGGAGGACAGCACAGGGAAAUGGCCGUCGACUGUCCUGGAGAGCUGGGGAGUCGAACGCUACCGGUCCGUCGAUCCGCACAGCUGGAGAGGAUACGACAACACCAGGAGGAUCUUCGUCGUCGCAGAGAGGAGGAGGGUCGGCAGCUGGACCUGAACGCCUCGCUCAGACUCCGGAAGCUCUCCCAGAAUCCGCACAUCGGCAUCGACAACCCCACAUUCCUCCAAGACACACCGCAGCAGCAAGCGCUCGGCAGCCAGCACACACAAGCACUGCUCGAGUUGGAGGAGUUGCUGCUAUCGCUGAAGCAGGUCCGCGGCUGCCUGUCUGACCAGCAGAGUCAGAAUGACGUCGAGCUGGUUCUUGCACUAUUAAACAAGUCUGAUUUCCAGUCAGCACUGAAGAUUCAUAAUGCGGUGGCCACCAGCAUGCACCGACCAUCUCCUCCUUACCCACACACACAGCAGGCACUUCAGCUGGCCAUGGAGGUCAGAAGUCUUAUCCAGCCAGCUCAGAACAAAGAGGGACUCGAACUCCAAAGCCUGCUGUCAGACACACACAUCCAGUCAUUGCUCCUGGCUCAUGACAGCAUAGCAGAGAGGGAGAUGCAGCCUGAGCCGCUGCCCGCCCAAGGAGAAACUCUGACCCAGUGGGGAGGAGAGACUGUCAAGAUCGUUCGCAUAGAGAAGGCCCCAGACAUACCACUGGGGGCGACUGUUCGUAACGAGAUGGACAGCGUGGUGAUCAGUCGAAUAGUUAGAGGUGGAGCGGCCGAGCGGAGUGGACUUUUAUCAGAAGGAGACGAAAUACUGGAGAUCAACGGGAUAGAGAUCAGAGGGAAAGACGUCAACCAAGUGUUUGAUAUUCUUGCGGACAUGCACGGCCUCCUGACCUUUGUGCUUAUUCCCAGCACUCAGAGCAAACCUCCUCCCAUCAAAGAGAACGUGGUCCAUGUGAAGGCACAUUUUGACUACGACCCUUCAGAUGAUCCCUACGUGCCGUGCAGAGAGUUGGGCCUGUCCUUCCAGAAAGGAGAUAUUCUCCACAUCAUCAGCCAGUCAGACCCCAACUGGUGGCAGGCGUACAGGGACGGAGACGAGGAAAACCAGCCGCUAGCAGGACUGGUACCAGGGAAAAGUUUCCAGCAGCAGAGAGAAGCCAUGAAGCAAACGAUAGAAGAAGACAAAGAGCCUGAAAAGUCUGGGAAGCUGUGGUGUGCGAAGAAGAACAAGAGGAAGAGGAAGAAGCUGCUGUACAACGCUCACAGAAAUGAUGAUGUUGACAACGAGGAGAUUCUCACCUAUGAGGAGAUGGCUCUGUACCACCAGCCGGCCAAUAGAAAGAGACCGAUUGCUCUGAUUGGUCCAACCAGCUGUGGCCAGUCAGAGCUCAGACAGAGACUCAUCAACAACCAACUAGAACGUUUCGCUGUAGCUGUACCUCACACUACACGGAAUCGCAGGGCAGAAGAGGUGAGCGGUCGAGAUUACCACUUUGUGUCUCGUCAGACGUUUGAGGCAGAACUGGCAGCAGGGAAGCUGAUCGAGUCUGGAGAGUUUGAGAAGAACCUGUACGGGACGAGCACGGACUCAGUGAGACAAGUCAUCAACACUGGGAAAAUCUGUGUGCUCUGUCUGCACACUCAGGCUCUGAAGGUGCUGAGGAGCUCAGACCUGAAGCCUUACAUCAUCUUCAUCGCUCCGCCCUCCCAGGAGAGACUCCGCGCUCUCUUAGCUAAAGACAACAAGAACCCCAAGCCUGAGGAGCUGCGUGACAUCAUUGAGAAAGCCCGGGAGAUGGAGCAGAGCUGCGGCCAUCUGUUUGACGCCGUCAUCGUGAACACGGACCUGGACAAAGCCUUCAACGAGCUGCUACGACUCAUCAACAAACUGGACACUGAGCCGCAGUGGGUGCCCUGCUCCUGGCUGCGCUGAAAACACACACACACACACACACUCGCUUAUCGCUUAUUCACAAAAACACUCUGACACACACAGACCAGUCAUAGAGUAGAGGAGGGUGUUCACAUUUCUAGAGAAUUUAACUAACUGGAACCCGACAUGAGGGGAGAGAAGUACAACGGAGUAUCAGGGCCACUGACCUGAGGUUUCAAAACUUUAAGAAUCUGACAAGCUGAAGUCGUUUUCCUACAGUGUAUGUUCAUGAUGUCAUCAUAUAAACUUAUAACAACAUUUAAAAGACACUAAAGUAAAUAUUAGAUCUUUUGGUCACUCUGUUAAAUUCACGGCUUCAACUGUAGCGCCAUCUGUAGAUGACAUGUAACGGCCUUAAUCGUCUGUUUGAGCUCGCAUACCGUUAAUGUGACAUCUAAUCAUAACUACCUUUCAUAUCGUUUAAAGCAGCGGUUUUCAGCUCGCCUAGCCUCAGGACCCACCGCCUUCCUCUGCGCAAAAUUGUGACCCAAAUUUCAGAUAUUUUUUGACCAAUCAAAAAAACAAAAUACUGAAAAAUUGUGCAUUUUGGACCUCAGCCUGUACAAAACAUGUGACAGAAUUAAGAAACUGAGUUUACAAAGACAUGUUUAAAAAGCGCUACACAGACUUUUUUAUAAACUUUUUUCCAGGCACACAUUCAUGACCUACUAAAAAUGGCUGUGUGACCCACCUCUGGGUCCCGACCCACCAGUUGAGAACCACAGGUUUAAAGAGCCGUGAGUUUAUGUUGUGUGUGCUGCAGCUGCUGCCUCAAACACCUCCAGUGUUCUGAAUUAUGCAUCACUGUAUGUUUAAUUUAGUCUAAAUAUCAGAUAACCUGUGAUCUAAGACGGGUCAUCUGGACAAUGUUCAUACAUAGAGUAUCUCUCUUUCAGCUAACAAACCAGAUCUUCUUAUUUAUUUCUGACGGAUAAAGUAAAACAUCCUAAAUAGAUUCAAGAAUUCUCAAAAUAUUUGUCCUGCAUUUAAUCACGUUGUUCAGAUGAUUUUCUAAAAUCGAAAUAAACACCCCUUAUAUUUUAUUUUGCAAAUAUAUUUAUCAUUUUGCAACAAUUAGGACUAGGGCACGAUCUUAUGAACUUUAUUAUAAAAGUCUUAAUCUUUAUCUGUGUGUUUUCUUUACUCAGGAUUGUCAAAUAAAUGUAAGGAUUUUACUCACUUUAUUCUUUUCCUUCAAAUGUUAAAACAUUCCUCUAAAAUUUGAAGCCCGUAAACUUCAUCCUCUGACGUGUUAUUACUUUAUUAAACAUAUUUUUAUAAUCCUUUAAUUUAAACCAUGAAGUGACUUUGUACUCCUCGUCAUGACUCAGCAUAAACUAAUUAUAAGAUUACAACUCGUGAACUUUUUCUCAUAACAAAACGACGACUUGUUUAUAACUAAAAUAGAAAUAUUUAGACAUUUUUCUUUAAACUUUAUUCACUUAACUUUUUAAAAAUCUCAGGUUGGAGUUUUGUUGUUUUUGUUUUUUUCUUAACGCUGGCCCUCAUACUCUGUUGUACUGCUGAGACUUCUAGAAAGUCUGGACCUUGAAGCACUGUAAUGACGUUUUGGAAAACUCUAAACAAGCUGAUCUCAGAUGUUCCCUCUCUGGUCCAUCGUGUUUUUAUUCAAACGCUGAUCUCGUUCUUUUCUUGAGACCAAACUAUGGACCUGCAACCUUUUUCCUUAAUUUUUUUUUAUCCUGGUUUUACUUUGUUGGGCCUAAUGACGCUUCCUGUGAUCAUUUCAAUGAGUAUGAUUAAAAAUAUUUAAAUUAUUUUUAACUUCUUGCAGUGCUGAGAAUCACUGUAAUCGCUUGACUUUGUAUUCUUCAUUUUUUAUAUUAAAUAACCCGGUCUGAGCGCUGGUCUAAAACACAAAAUAGUUAAACGAGCCCCCCUCCCCACCGGUGUAAAGACAAUGUGAAAAUCAAACAGAGUACAAAUUUAAACCCACACUGAGCCGCCACAUGUACUGCGAUUAAGAACACACACACACUUUCUCUGAAGUAUGCCCACAGUGCUUUUAAUGAGGAGCGAGGGUCAUUAAUGUCCUGAAGCUCUGCAGCCUUCUGAACUCUGACUGACUGUGUGACAGACUGACUCUCCUGUUUAAUGAACACUAUUUAUCAGAAACACAAGGCGGCCAUUUUCCUCUGAUAUUAAGCUCAGGGGAGCGCAAAUCAGAUGCUGUUAAAAUGGACCAUGUCAUACUGCUGUGUUCAAUGUUGUAAGGAGUAAACGUAGGUGAAUCUGACAAAGGUUACGAUAUCACCAUGUCCAGAUUGUUCAGCAGGCAAAAAUAUAUAUUUUUUUUAAAUGGCAAAACUCUGAAUGACUUCAGGUCAUAUUUCGAGGUUAAAGGAAGGAGCAUGCUCAAAGGCUCAGAAAAGAAGCCAGCACAGAAGUUUCAAAAACUGCAGUUCCUUAAAUGGCCACAAGAGGCUGGCUCCCAAAGUGAGUCAAUCCCCAUCAAGCUCCAUAUUAACGUCCCUACAGCCUGAUCCUAAAGAACCUGUACGCAUGACAAAUGCACAGGGGUUUGAUUUUGUUAACCACCUCUGUUUAAUUUAUAUUAAGGCUAUAAUUAUGCAUAAUUAGGGGUGUGGCCUCUUUGAUUGACAUGUGGGAGCUGCUAGCUAUCUGCUAGGUAUCACCUCUGCUAAUUCAGUCACUGAACUGUUUGUGAUGUCGGUGCCUUUUGGAGAUUUUUCAUGCAAAUAACUGAAAAAUAAUCUGUCAUGUUGAGCGGUUUAAUAUUCUAACAAGAACUCUGUACAACUUCAGUUUUUCAAUGAGUGACAUAACGAAUAUGUUAUAAUGAAGCACUAAUGACCAGGUACUGAUGUCUGCUUGUCAGCUCGUGCAGUGCGUGUCAUACAUUCAUUUAUUUGUGAUGGACCUGUGCAUGUCACUCCGGUUAUACUCAGGUGUUAAGACGACUGGUUGUUUUAGGUUACACAAUUUGUUUUACUCACCUGCAGGCAUCUGGUCACUGAGUUCAAUAUGUUCUACCAGCUCUCUCUUUUAGCUGCUCAUGUUUAACAAAUAAAUCAUUCUGAUCAACUACAAUCAGAAACACAUGUAGCAGGAAACGCGUUGCUUGAGCUUGUACUGGAAAACUCAGAAAACGUUAGCAUUUGCUAACCCAUUGCUGCACUGAAUUCAACCCUCUUGCCUAAACAUAGUUCCCCUCUAACGCCAAAAACAUGGCGGCAGCUAAAACGCUGAACUUGUGCCUUCAAAACGGGCGUCAUCAUGCAAUGAGUGACACCAUGAUAGAUACAUCCAUUUAGAUGAAGCAACAUAUUUGAUAACCGGUUAGCUCCUGUAACAAGGCGGCUAAUGUUAGCGCUUUCCCACUGGUUAGCUUACAUCAGUGAAAAAUGGAAAAGUGGUCAAAAGAAAAUACUUUGUCUACUUUUUACAUGCAGAUGGCAGACAUUUGUCAUAUGUCAGUGCAAAUGUAUUCCAUUUAAGACGCAAUGUAAGACAUCAACACAACACAUUUCCAACCAAGCCAUGUUAGAUAAGAAUUGAGCUUGAUUUACUGUCAGCUAGGAAGUGGUUAAUUGCUCAUAACAACUGUCUCUAUGGUGCCUAAUAGGUCAUGAAUGUUGUCGUUUUUCCUUGAAAUAUGACCAGACGUUCCUGCAGAUUGUCUCAUCUUUUAGCUUCUGAUAAAUCUGGAACGUUUGUCAGAUUAGCUACAAGUACAGGACUCGCAGCCCAAACCACUGAGUGUGACAUUUAUCUGUUUGAAAAACCUUUGAUGCCCUCCCCUUGAGUGUGACACUAAAGACAAAUGGACCCUGUGUGAGUGUGACGAGUUGACACUAAAAUAAAGGACACAGCACUUGAUAUUUCCAAUUCUUUUUUUCUGACUGACAUACGACAGACGAUCUUGACGGUCGACUUUUUGUCCUGUCUGAUCACAUCUGAGUAGAAAUGACUCCUGAGGGGCGGGGCGGGAAAAUGUGAGAGUUGUAGUUUUUAGUGAACACAUGAUGCUGAAUUUAUUAUAUAUUUAGUGUGAGUGUGUGAACGGAUGUUUGUGAGUGUGUGUGCGUGCGUGUGCGCGUGUGUGCGUGUGUGUGCGCGUGCGUGUGUGCGUGUGUGCGUGCGUGCGUGUGUGUGUGUGUGUGUGUGUGUGUGUGUGUUGUGUGCCUGUCUGUGAAGACGGUGAAGUAUUAUUAUUGUGACCUGAAGUAGACCUGACACCAUAUCACUGUUAUCACUGGGUAGAGCCUUUAUAUAUUUGUUAUUAUAAAAAUAGAUUUAUGAAGUCCAGAAUGCACCAAUAGGAUGGCAGGUUUCACCUCCCUUGCCUCCCUGCCAUUGGUCCAGGAGGAAGAGGGGGCGUGGCUAAGUGGAUUUAACUGUGUUGAAUGUAAAGUUAAUUGACACCACUUUGUGUUUAUGAGACAUCACUUUUUCCUGAGAAAAUCUGCUUUUUGUAUGAAUAUUCACAAUGAAUAAAUAAAUAGAUGAUUGAUAUAAAAUGA